This is a messenger RNA of Manis pentadactyla (Chinese pangolin), 5392 nucleotides long. It is a transcript of the gene SLC39A9, whose product is annotated as solute carrier family 39 member 9. Gene Ontology annotation, biological process: transmembrane transport; zinc ion transport. The transcript has 7 exons. Gene Ontology annotation, molecular function: metal ion transmembrane transporter activity. The coding region runs from base 709 to 1632 and encodes 307 amino acids. Lineage: Eukaryota; Metazoa; Chordata; Mammalia; Pholidota; Manidae. The record is from RefSeq and is a predicted model, not a curated record. Gene Ontology annotation, cellular component: membrane.
GGAAGUGGAUGUAAUGAAGAGGUGCCACUUGGCGGCCAUGGCAGCUGUACUAUCGGUAGCUCCGGGUCAAGGCCCAGCGGAGCGGAGUAAUAUGGGCAGCACCAGUUAUAGGGCAGAGACAGCUUUAUAUCAACUUCGUUGCUGAAUCCUUAAGACCCAUCGUUAGACAUCUGCAGGACUCCUUUCCCCAUUCUAGGCUCUAAGGACAGUUUGCCGGGACUAGUGGGCUGGUCCCAGCCUUGGGGGGGUAUCACCAGCGUGGCUGACCCAGGUAGAUAGGAGCUCCGAGAGAACAAGUUCGCGUGGGUUUUCUGCCUUUUCCGGCUGCCACCUGGAACGUUGUCUGUGGAGGAGUUGGGCUCAUUGUGCUACUUUCAUUCCAACGAUUGAAGAAAUCGCCUAUUCGAUUAUUUUCUCCAUUGACUUUUUCCUACGUCUAACUGUUAAACCACGGGAAUCCAGUGACUGGCAUCUGAAAAACCAAGGGCUGGGGCCUAAGACUGCUGAAAGUUUUCUUUGGUGCUAAUAUCAGCAAAAAGGGACUUUUCAGGUACAUUCAAGAGCAAGGUGUCUUGUGAACACAUCUGCAGAACUGGAAAAGUCCACUUGUUCUCUUCGAAUCACCACACGUGUUUACGAACCUAAGUACGCAUUGAAGCAAUUGAAGAUUUGUAGUCUGGCGGUGGUAGGUGAAUCGAGGAGGGCAGAAUGGAUGAUUUCAUCUCCAUAAGUCUGCUGUCUCUGGCUAUGUUGGUGGGAUGUUACGUGGCUGGAAUCGUUCCUUUGGCUGUUAAUUUCUCAGAGGAGCGACUAAAGCUGGUGACUGUCUUGGGUGCCGGUCUUCUCUGUGGAACUGCCCUGGCGGUCAUCGUGCCUGAAGGAGUACAUGCACUUUAUGAAGAUAUUCUUGAGGGAAAACACCACCAAGUGAGUGAAACACAGAAUGUGAUUUCAUCAGACAAAGCUGCAGAAAUACCAGUUGCCCAUGAACAUGAGCACAACCAUGACCACACACAACUGCAUGCCUACAUCGGUGUUUCCCUUGUUCUGGGCUUCGUUUUCAUGUUGCUGGUGGACCAGAUUGGUAGCUCCCAUGUGCAUUCUACUGAUGAUCCAGAAACAGCAAGGCCUAACAAUUCCAAAAUCACCACCACGCUGGGUCUGGUCGUCCACGCUGCAGCUGAUGGUGUUGCUUUGGGAGCAGCAGCUUCUACUUCACAGACUAGUGUCCAGUUAAUUGUGUUUGUGGCAAUAAUGCUACAUAAGGCACCGGCUGCGUUUGGGCUGGUUUCCUUCUUAAUGCAUGCUGGCCUAGAACGCAAUCGGAUCAGAAAGCACUUACUGGUCUUUGCACUUGCGGCACCAGUCAUGUCCAUGGUGACAUACUUAGGACUAAGUAAGAGCAGUAAAGAAGCCCUUUCAGAAGUCAAUGCCACUGGAGUGGCCAUGCUUUUCUCUGCUGGGACAUUUCUUUACGUUGCCACAGUACAUGUCCUCCCGGAGGUGGGCGGAAUGGGGCACAGUCACAGACCCGACUCCACUGGAGGAAGAGGCCUCAGCCGUCUGGAAGUGGCAGCCCUGGUUCUGGGUUGCCUCAUCCCACUCAUCCUGUCAGUAGGACACCAGCAUUAAAUGUUCAGGGUCCAGCCUUAGCCCCUGGCUGUUUGCCACCCUGUGAGAAUGGCCGGAACAUGACAGCUGCUCACUUCCUCAGUCUCUUGUCUCACCUUGCCCAUCUCCACCUGUAUGCCUAGAGUCCGGAGGGAGGUGAGGAAAAGCUGGAGUAAUGCAAAGGUUUUAGAGUAGAAAAAACACAUUGAGAUUGGAUAUAGACAUUCUGGGUGUGGUCUUUUAAAGGGCCUUUGGCAUUUUGAGUUUUGAUGUUUCUCUUAACCCUAUUCUCAGGGAAGAAGGAAGUUAGUUUUAAGGAGAAGUAAAGAACUUCAUACUCACAAUGAAGCAGUAAUUAUGAAAGUACAGUGUUCUGUAAUUAAGCUAUUUCUCUUACUUAUUUUAGAGGCUCUGCCACUUUACCCAUUGAUUUUAACAUGGUUUUCACCAUGUAAGACUGGUGCUUUAGCAUCUAUGCCACAUGCCUUGAUUGAAGGUCAUAAUGCCCACUCUCUGAGAUGCUAAAGAUAAUUGUAGCUAGAGUCAGGAAGAUGACUGCCAGACACAUUGAAAACUGACUUUAUGCUCAAGAGAGAGACCCACUGAAAAGGGAAUGUCUGGAGAGAGUUAGACACCUCCUCUUGCACGAGCCCCUUUAAAGAGAGCCUGCCAUUCCAUCAAAUGGAGCAACACAGGUGGACUAGCUUCCAAAGAGGUGACUAAUGUUUUCUGCAUCUCUCUUCAAGUUCUCCUUUGCCAGAAUACCUGCCUCCAACCCCUUCUUAGAGAGGAGCCAAGUUUUAGUAGGUUCAGGCCUAGGUUUUCCUUCCGGAACGAACAGUCAGAUACCAAAGCAUCUUUGGGAAUGAAGGGGUGUUAAAUUGUAAGUGAAUUUGGAUAGUUACACCUUUGUAGUAAUCUUGUUAAAAGUAAGAUUACCAAAACCUAUGUUGUCCUUUUUUUCUUUUUGAGUAUUUAUCUUAGCAGACCAGCAGUCCCUCUGGCAAAAAUACUUGGUGCCCCUUGGGGAGGGCUAGGUCAGCAUCACUUAAGCACCAAUAGCAGUGAAGAAAGUCAAAAUGUAUCAUAAAUGGGAAGUGUUUGCCUGUUGAUUUAAAGCUUAUUGAAAUCAUGUCUUUUGUCUCUUCAUCUUUUCCAUGCUUUUCUCCUAACUUUUCCCUCCAGCCCCUCCUCCAUACAAUUUGCUGCUUCCUGCUGGUGGCGAUGUUAGUAUUUGUGUGAAUUGAGUUCUCAUCAGGACAACCACUUCUUGAACUGUGAUGAUGAAGAAAAUAUUGUCUCCAUUCUUUACUCCCUUCAAUGAAGUUAUCUUUGUGUCAAAUGCAGCUUUGUUAAGCUCUUAAAAUAUCACUUCCUCAUAUGUGAGAGGACACAGUCAUUCAUAUUCUGGUAACUUAAAUAAUUGAGAUACAGUAAAAGCAUUUAACAAAUUAGGAUGAUUUUUUCCAUAUUUGCCAAAAUCCCCAUAAACUUUGUGUUUUCAGAUAAGUGUACAAUACUGUGUUGUUAUUUUGAUUUUCUUUACCAUUUCAAAAGACAUUACAUAAAGAGGGAACCAAGACUAUUUUCUUUGGGUCAGUGGAGUUAGAAGUUGGUAAAGCAUUAUAUGACACGUUAAUAAAGCAGGCCUGUGAUUUCUUUAUUUCCUUCCUAGAUUUGUCACUGGGUCAGCAGCUGUGGAAAUACAACUUGCAAGACCUCUGCUGGCUGUAAACCAAAGUAGCAUAAAUAGGGUAUGAUUUUUGUAUAGUGGCUGGCAUCCAUUGCAUGUAUGAUAUUAAAACCAAUAGAAGGUAUAGUAUGGAAAGUCUGAGUGACUUUCCUGAUAACUGAUUUAUAAGAGUCAUGGGGUUUCAUCUGGUCCUUCAGAAUGACAUGGUUGCCUUGAUUCUCCCUGGAAAUUUACUUUGUUUAAUAAAUAGCACAUUUAGUGUCUGGUUUGAUCUGGAUAGUAGCACUUUCUUUCAUAUUGUUGUGUGCAAUGAUGAGAAAUUUGUUCUUCUGGCCAAAGCUUCUUUCAGCAGUGCCUUGCCAUCACCGUUUAAGUUUGGCUAGAAUAGGCUAGAAUAUCCUCCUGGGUUGGGCCUUGAACUCUGGCAAGGACUGCACCAUCUAACUUCCAAAUUUGCCUUCCUCUCUGGAUCUAACAUUAACAGGCAAACCUUUCAGGACCUGUCAGCUCUCAGAAGCUAUGGACUUACCCAGAUCUUAAAGCUGCUGCCUCAGAAACUACUCACUUGUCUCUGGUCAGCAGGCAGAAAUAGCCAUACUAACUUUAAAGGGCUCAAAUGCAUCCUCAGACAGCUGGGAACCGUGCAGCAUGGCAGAGGGUGUCUUCACUUGGGGAAGAACUUGCUUGUGGUGGGCAGUGUCCCAUGAGAGGCCACAUCAGUGGUCACUUAUUGGCACAUUUCAGUUCCAUUUUCCUUUAUUUAAAACAGCUUCCUUAAAUGUGGAUGCCUUAAUGCUCUCACACAUUUGAAAACAUUGGCAAUACUUAAAUUGCUGCCAUGAUUACAGAUGGACUUACUGGCCACCAAAGAGAUGCAGUUGAUGACGAAAAGCAUGGUCCAUCCUUUUUCAUAACCAAAGUUAACCUUAAUUGCAAUUUGAUCCCCUUUCAUUGAUGGGGAUAGAUUUCAGAUUCUGGGUGCUCUCAAAUGGCAAAUUAAGUUGAAAAAUACUGUUCAUCCAUUCCCCUCACUUGUUCUCCAGUGUAUUGCCAUUUCCCCAAAGCAGUGAUAUUCCAGGUCUGGUUGCUUUCCUGUGCAUGCUCUUGCCAGUUUUCUUUAGGUAAAGGUUCUGCACUGGAGUGUAGAGGGUUGGAAAUGGUACCACCUACAGAGGCUACACGUUCUCUUCCCCUCAUCAGCUUUUCAUUUCCCUGCUCAAAACAGCUGAGUCAACCCUGUUUCUUAUUUUGAAUCAGAAAAAAAGAGAGAGGUGGUCAUUUUGACUGGUCAGUUCUUUGUAGAAAGGAGAAAAUGUAAUUGUGUUCUUUACUGGCCUACUUCCAAGUGCCGCUGCCUGGUUUUUCCUGUUUUUCAAGAAUUAGAACUAGGACACACCAGCAUCAGAGUUUAUUAAGCCCCUCAGACAUGUGGUAGCUAGGUACUGAACACGGGAGCUGUAUGUCAACAGCACAAGCCCCCAAAGAAUGUUCCUGCCUAUGGGGACUCUAGGCCUCCUUGGGAGACUGAGGGCAAUGACCAGAUUCAUCAAAACUGCUGCAGUGCAAGGUGAGAACCCUUUGUAGGUGUUCUGCAGGAGAACCUUCCUUGCAUUAGAAAAUGUAAGCUCAAUGCAGAAUGGGUCCACAUCACCCAAAGAGCACUGUUGGAGAUGCUGUGAAAUUAAAACUAUUGAUGUAGCCCCCUUUGCACCUGAGACAUUGAGAUUCACCUUAGGAGACCUGAGGGAAAUUUGUGACUUGCAGGAAAGGACUACACAAUCAUUAGGAAUUCUAUAGAUACACUCAGCCUAACACAAGGAGAUUGGCUUUGAUCUUUUUUUUGACAGCAUCUUCUAGCAAAUUGUAAGUCUCAUGGAAUAACACUGCAGUUCCCCCUGGUUCAGUAGGUGGAAUAGUGAUUUUAAAUGUCCCUUUUUCUGGAUCCUUUGUAAACAUGAAAUCAUUCCAUGGAUGGCUGCCUUGCCUUAUAAUUUUGUCUCCUUCCACUUUAAUUGUGAAUGGUCAAUUUUUUUUUUUUUUUGCUGUUUUCUGACUUGUUUUCUGAUAUUAAAUUUUUAUUAGUGCAUA